This is a messenger RNA of Chenopodium quinoa (quinoa), 2232 nucleotides long. RefSeq lists its product as uncharacterized. NCBI's taxonomy places the organism in Eukaryota, Viridiplantae, Streptophyta, Magnoliopsida, Caryophyllales, Amaranthaceae. The record is from RefSeq and is a predicted model, not a curated record. The transcript has a single exon. The coding region runs from base 1 to 2232 and encodes 743 amino acids.
AUGACUAAGAGUGCAAAGAGCUAUAAGAGAACUAGGAAGACCGGUUUUAUAACGGUAAGGGCCGGUAGGACACCUUCACCGUCGCCUGAGCCGACCGCUUCCAGCUCCCCAAGGGGAGAAAAUUCACAUGAAGGAUCUCCUUCCCAGCGGGAUCACCUGAAUGGGGACUCGCCGAGGGAUGGUGAGGCUCAUGAACGUGACCCCUCACCAAGCAUGCGCUCAACUCCUCCUACCGGACCCUCAACCGAGGAGGUCAUGAAAGCCAUGGCUGUGUGCAUGGAAUUCAUGCAUACUUUAGGGGAACGCUUUCCGUCAGUAAAAAAGCCACUAUCUCCCCCUCCUAGAUCAAAUGAUCGAAAGAGGAAGAGUAUAACCGAGGGAGAAAAGCGUGCCCCAUCCUCAAAAGGGGAAGGUAGCCGAAAGGCUGGGCAUCCAGGUGGUUCUGGGCAGAAUCAGAGGAGAGGCUCCGGCCACUCCAAAAGUUCCAAAGCUCAAACCUCCGAAGGUCAUCAUGACAGCCACAAUGUUUCCCGCCGAAGCGUCCUUGAGCGCCUAGGUGGAAAAGGAGGGGUGCAUAGUCGCCUCACCUUUCCAGAAGGGUCUCAUCCUUCCCAGUCACGCGAGGGGACACCCCCCGCAUCCACCUCUCUGAGAGGGAGAAGCGGGGUUCCUUCGGCGAGGAAGAAGGGGAAGGCCGUAAUGGUUCCAACCAGUUCCCCAUUCCAAAGGUGGAUACUGGAAGAACAUGUGCCGACGGUUAAAAUUCCGGCACACAUUACAUAUGACGGUACUUCGGAUCCGAAGGACCACAUCGCCUCCUAUGAGGGGCAUAUGUACCUUAACCCCAGGUUCGAAGCUACCUGGUGCAAGUACUUCCCAACAACCCUUAAAGGUGUGGCCCAAUCAUGGAUCACCAAAGGGCUGAAGGAAGGCUCAAUAACUGGCUGGAGCGAUCUAGCCAAUAAAUUCAAAAGCAAGUUUUCUACGGCUAAUCGCCGAGAGAAAACUACUGCAGAGUUGAUGGGUCUGCAGCAAGCGGAGGACAAAAGUCUCCGAGACUAUUUGACUCGCUUUAGCAACGAGUCGUCCAGAAUAACAAGCUUGGACCAAAUUCUGGCCGUAUUUGCAUUACGGAAUGGCUUGCAAGCUGGCAAAUUUCUGGACUUCAUGGUCAUGCAUCCCCCGCAGACCCUGGAAGAAGCCCUCGACGCCUCGGAUAAAUUUAUCCGAGCCGAGGAAUGGAACAAGGCAAAGCUGCAAUCCCAAUCAGGGCUUGUGAAGCCAAAAGGGCAGCAGGCCGAAGUUCCAGCGUCAAGGAAAGGGAAGGCAAAAGCCUCAGAACCUCCCUUGACCGCAGAGCCGAAGAAGGAUAAGGCUCCCUUCCUAGGGAAAUUUGAAUCUUACACCCCUCUUACCUUGCCACGUACUAAAAUCUUCAGUGCGACGAGGGAGGAGGGAAGAUUCAAAAAGCCGAAGCCACCUCCUUCUUGGCACCAAAAGAAAGGGAAGGACCUUUGGUGUGAGUUCCAUGAAUCCCGUGGACAUCGCACCGAGGAUUGCCUUCAGCUGAAGGACCAGAUCGAAGAGCUGGUCCAAAAAGGAUAUCUCAAGAAAUAUGUCGCGGAACGCCGCGAAGAUAAGAAGACCGAGAAAGAUCCUCGGCAAGAGCUGGACUAUCACCGAAAAAGGGACAGGCCUCCCGAAGGGGGACACAAUGACAUCCUGACCAUUUCCGGUGGCAUAUCUCGGAACGCGCUUAAACGCCAUCUGAGGGGUCUCACCCAUCAGAUCCAUCAUGCCGAGUUCCAGAAGCCGCAGUCUCCGGUGCCGAACAUGACGUUCACAUCCGAAGACUGCAGGGGGGUGGUGUACCCCCAUGAUGAUCCAUUGGUUAUCAUGACAAGCAUUGCAAACCACAACGUCUAUCGGACACUAGUAGACGGUGGCAGCGGGGCGAAUAUACUUUUCCGAAAGGCAUUCGACCAGCUGAAGUUGGAGAGCAGGCAUUUGACUCCGGUCCCUUAUCCGGUCACUGGAUUCAACGGCUCUUCUUCAUAUCCAGAUGGGAAAAUUCUUCUUCCCGUCAGCCUUGGUCAAGACCAGGCGAGACGAAGCGUCAUGGCCGAGUUCUUGGUCAUCGACGCCCCGUCAGUUUACAACGUCAUCAUGGGGAGACCUCUCAUUCAUGAUGUUCAAGGGGUGGUCUCGACAUAUCAUCAGUCAAUGAUUUAG